ACCAACGCUAUAAUAAUUUCCAGCUAGUUCGAUGAGUGAUCCUGAGUCCCCUGAUGCAUGUGUACACGUACGUGCCUAAAAGCUAGCCGCAUGGGCCUGUGCAGCUGUGCUCUGUACAUUGUGUGGAGGCAACGGCGACCCAACGUCGCGGCUACCCGCGUUGCAGCCUGGCUGUACAUACAUGUUGCUGCUGUGUUAGCUUCGCUUAGCACCACACAAACACAAGCUGACCAGUGACCUCUCCUCUCAUGUUCCCAUAUCUAUGGCCGUAUGGGGGAGGUGGUCAAGCCUUCCCCCUCCCCUGCACUGCACCCCCCAACCUUUCCGGAUUAAUUGUACCACCUCGCCUACGCACAUGCGUCCGCCCCCAAUAUAAUACUGCUCCUGCUACCGCCGUGCUCGCUGAAGCAACUCGGGUUCCUCCUCUGAUAUAGUAGUAUUGCGACCAUGAUGGCCGCGGCUAAGCGCCCCUACUGCAAGCCGCCGCCGCCGACGACGACCACGACGGCGAUCACUUCCUCCUCCGGCCAGAAUCACAAGCGGCUCCGCCCUUCGCUACCAGCUGCUGCUGCCAUGGACGGCGGCAUGGAAGAGGAGGCGGUGGCGCCGCCGCCGCCGACGACGAUGACGACCACCACGCCGCCGCAGCCGCUGCUCCCCGGGUUGCCGGACCACCUGGCGCAGCUCUGCCUCUCGCCGCUCCCGCCGCGACUCCUGCACGCCGUUUGCCGGCCGUGGAGACGGCUCAUGUACGCGCCGUCGUUCCCGCCGUUUUUGUCUCUGUACGCGCUCCUCGACGACGCGGAUGCCGACGCCGGCGUCUCGUUUGCCGCCUACGACCCCUUGGCUGGACGCUGGGACGCGCUUCCCUCGCCGCCAAUGCCGUCGCCGCCGCCCAUGCUCUGGCACCCCUCCUUCCUCGCUCGCCGCCUCCCGCUGCAGUCCGUCGCCGCCGCCGGCCGCCUCGUCCUCGUCUCGGGCUCCACGCAGUCCCUGCACCCUGCGCUCUCCCGCCCGCUCGUGUUCGACCCGGCCGCGCCCACGCCGCGGUGGCAGCUCGGCCCGCGGAUCCCGCUAUCCCCGCGCCGCUGGUGCGCGGCCGGCGCGGCGCGCGGCCGCGUGUUCGUCGCCGGGGGCGUCGGCGCCGGCUACGACCCGGCCGUCGCCCGCUCCGGCGCGACGUGGGACCCCGCGGCCUCGCCGCCCCCCGCCGCCGCGUGGGAGCCGAUCCCGCCGCUGCGCGACGGGCGGUUCAGCCGCGACGCCGCGGAGGCCGUCUGCUCCGGCGGGAAGGUCUGCAUGGUCAACCUCCGCACCCCCGGCGCCAAGGAGGGCGCCGUGUUCGACCUCCGCGCCGGCCGCUGGGAGGACAUGCCGCCCGGCAUGCUCGCCGGCUGGAAGGGCCCCGCGGCGGCGUCGCCCCCGGACGACGGCGAGACCAUCUACGUCGUUGACGAGGAGCGCGGCGCGCUCACCGCCUACGACUGGGGCGCCGACCGCUGGAGGACGGUAGCCGAGUCCGACCGCCUCAAGGGGGCGGCGGAGAUGACCGUCGCCGGCGGGAAGGCCUGCGUGGUGGCCCCCGGCGGUGGGAAGGUGUUGAUCGUGGACGUCACGCCACCGCCGCCGCCGCCACCAGCAGCGAGGAGGGAAUCGUGGGCGGCGCCGCCGCCGCCGCCGCGCAUGUGGGAGGUGGCGGCGCCGGGCGGGAAGCGGGUGGUGUCGCUGCACGUGCUGCCCAGGAUGACACGCCCCGAGUAGGCGAAGCUCGUCUCCGCAUGGAUAUGCGAUUCGGUACACGUAACACAGCACAGCACUGUACAAAAACGAGAGCUCUUUUGAUUUUGCCGCAGAUUGAAGCUCGAUUAUUUUUUUAUAUUGAUUUUUGGAGUAAAUUCCCCCCAAAAGCUUUGAAUCAUGCAUGCUUCUGUUCAUUUCAAUCAACAAAAGAAGAAGAAGAGAUGGAUCGAUGGAGCGAAGAAUUUGUUUUUGUCGAUCCACACACACACACACACAAAAAAUCUGAAUGUGAAUGUUCGUAGCGUUUUUGGA
This is a messenger RNA of Oryza sativa Japonica Group (Japanese rice), 2052 nucleotides long. RefSeq names its product F-box/kelch-repeat protein SKIP25. NCBI's taxonomy places the organism in Eukaryota, Viridiplantae, Streptophyta, Magnoliopsida, Poales, Poaceae. Gene Ontology annotation, molecular function: protein binding. The record is from RefSeq and is a predicted model, not a curated record.